Molecule: messenger RNA, 3291 nt
Organism: Acanthoscelides obtectus
Lineage: Eukaryota; Metazoa; Arthropoda; Insecta; Coleoptera; Chrysomelidae
Source: the annotation of a GenBank genome assembly
GCCGAUAUCAACGCUCUCCGCGAGCGAAGCGCUUCAGUGCGCUUGAUGCAAUCGAAAGCGUAGUGCUCGAUCCGCAAACAAUCGACUAUCGGUCCGUGACGGUGCAAACGGCCUACUUGGUCGUUGAAGUGCUGCUUAACGUCAAUUUGAAUUUUUUGGCGGGAACCCUGAAGGUGCAUGGGGAGGACUGUGGUGUGCAAGAAUAGGACCAAGGAUAUUAUGUGCGUCAACCAUUAUACGAUGGUGCCGGCCGUCGUGGAACUCGUCGCCAAUAAGGGCAGAGACACUUACGCCGGUCUGGUGCAGGAGUUAACAUGCUUCAGAUGCUGGAGUUUUUCGCCUAGUGAAAAGGAUAUUGAGGUAGCUGGUCUAUGGAAGCAUUCGAAAACUGUACGUUCUCCGUCCCCUCACAAUGCCUUCAAACGAUGGCGGAUGAAGUCAAAUCUAAAGGCUGAACAGAAGAACGGAUUGAAUGGUUCUAACGCAACUGUUCAAAGCAAAGAGAACGAGAAGAAUAAUAUGUCACUUAUUAACUUUUUGGCCAUAAACGCUCUGGAACUAUCAGCCCCGGCCAGCGACAUCCUAUUAAAAAGCCGACCCUCACCCCAACAGAUCGGCAACUGGUUCCAGCUCAGUGGUCACCCCGACAGUUUGGCACCCGCCGGUCCCGGAACGGUCUGGAAGAAACGAUCCACCGGUACCGAAGAUGCGGAGAGACGGGUGUACGAGGAAAUGUCAAGGGACCCGCAGCUCAGGGACAUCGUACCUAGGUACUACAGGGAAGUGGAGUACUUGGGAGAGCGUUUUAUCGAACUGCAAGACCUACUACAUGGUUUUCAGGACCCGUACGUGAUAGACAUCAAACUAGGUACCCGGACGUUCCUAGAGUCAGAAGUAACGAACAAGGUGGCCAGACCAGAUCUGUACCAGAAGAUGAUCGCCAUUGACCCUCACGCUCCCACGGAAGAGGAGCACAACCAGCAGGCUGUGACAAAAUUGCGAUACAUGCAGUUUAGGGAGUUGCAAUCAUCCUCGUGUAGUCAGGGUUUUAGGAUAGAAGCGAUGAAGUGCCGUGGCUCGCCGCCAGUGACUGAUCUCAAAAAGCCCUCAUUGAAAUCUGACCAACGCAUCUCCUUGUCGCAGGUGAAAUCCCGCGAGGACGUACUGAACACCUUAGACACCUUCCUCGGUGGUAGAGAGGACGUUCGGCAACGCCUCCUAUCCAGGCUGUGCGAAAUCAGGAGCAAGAUUGAACAGUCGGAGUAUUUCAAGACCGUGGAGGUGAUUGGUAGCAGUCUGUUUAUCAUCUACGACGAUGCCAAAGUUGGAGUAUGGCUAAUCGACUUCGCCAAGACGAACAAGUUGCCGGAAGGCGUGACUGUCAACCAUCGGUCCCCUUGGGUACAAGGAAACCAUGAGGAAGGGCUGCUUUUUGGAUUCGAUAGACUUAUUUCUAUAAUAGAAAGUAUAAAAAAUCAACCUCAGUCGAAUGAGAAAGACCAGUUCACUAAACCUGUGCCAGCCGUCAGCGUGAGAUCUUGAACAACCGUGCUGUCAGUGUUGGAAAAGUCUAUUCCCCUGAUGGGAACGACAAAUAUUUAUAGUCUGACAGAUUGAUGGAAAAUUGAGUGAAGUGCGAAAGGCGAUAUGGCCAAAAUGUAUUCUUUGAAAUGGUAUUUUCAGGAGAAAAUAGACAUUUGCACAGUUUAUGUACUUAUUCCAGUGAAAUACGUCAUUUGUAUUCUCACUUGUAACUGUUUGUAUUUUCACUGUCAAAAAAGUAUGAAUUGCUCUUUAAGCGUAAUCAUUCAUUAACAUGUUAUUCUACCUAAAGUUACCUAACCAUUUACUGUAUUUCGGCGUCCAAAAAAUUAUCCGAGAUAAAAUGAAAUGGCGUCGUCUGUGAGAAUUUGACACAACUAUGUUUCUCCUAAUGCAACAUCUGAAACUUAUCCUCCAUGUCGGUAGCCUCCCAUAUUUUCCUGGCCAAUCGAAAAAAUCUUUAUUGUAAACGUUUCGGUCACAAGGGUGACCUUCAAUUCAAUGACUUUGACAAUAUAUGUCUUUAUCCGACUUCCAGGCGACACUUCAUUUGUUUUUCAUUUUGAUAUUCCUGUUCAAUGUAUUAUUACAAUAGUGUGAAAGGCCUCGUACAUACUGAGAUUGCACGAAGCCAUCAUCCCAUAAACAAUGCAUUUGCAACAAUUUAGUUAAUUGCAUAACACUUCACAGGUGUGUUACGACAACAGCCCUGGGUGGGCUUCGCACAAUCUCAUCUUGCUACGGGACUUUUCACGCUAUUGUAAUAACACACGGUAUAGGAAUGUGAAAAUAAAAAAAUGAAGAGUCGUUAGAAGACAGACAAAUAAAGUAUAUUGUCAGUCAUUGUAGUGAAGAAGGUAACUGUUCUGACUGAAAUGUUUACAAUAAAGAAAAUUUUGUCAACACAUGUGGCCAGAGAAAUAUGGGAGAUUAUAUUUUUUUCCUCUGCUCUAAUUCGAAGUCUGCUUUGAAAAGGUGAAUAGUUGUGACAAAUUCUCAAACAUGACGCUACGGUAUCUCAUUUCAUCUUGGAUAAUUUUUUGGUCCAUGGUGGCUAUCUUCACUUAGAAUGCGGUAAUCAAUGGUGUAAUUGGCUUAUCAUCGCACAUAGACGAUAUUUGAUAUUCAAAAUUUUCUCAAUGAUGAAAAUGUAUACGUAUUGGUUGAUUUUCUUAUAGAAGUUAAUCAUGAAUUGUUUGAAAUGUGAAUUACCUUAGCACUGCUCAAACAGUUAUGAAUUAUAUUCAAUUGAUGAAAUUCAUCAAUUUCUACAGUGAUUUUAAUACUGACUUUUGUGUAUAAAAUUAUUUCUGAUAAUUGACUGUGUAUCAAAAUAAAUGAGUUUGUGGUUGUUUACUUGUAUGUUAAAUUAGACUGCCAUAUUUGCCUUAUAUGUAUCCAAAAUUUGACAUUGACUUUUUUUAAUUAAGUACUUUACAGAAAAUGACAACCAUAAACUUCAUAUAAUUCUUGUGAAAUCCCCGAACUUGUCCUGAAAAUGUAUCCCUAAGUUUUUCUAAUUAACAAAGUAUUAUUGAUUUGAGUGAUUCUAUGUGUAUAUAACUUAUUAUUGUUGUCUAGUCACUUGUUUAGGUAUUAUUUAUAUUAUGAUUUAGAAUCAUUGUUAAGAGAGUUACCACCCAAUGCAAUGUUGUAUAUACGUGUAAAUAAUUUUGUACCUUUAAAUUAUGUUUCAUUUUUGAAUUAUUUAAGUACUUAUGACAAAAUAUAUUUCCAUGUGUGAAUUUA